CUUGCUUUUGUCUUUCAUGGUCUUCGAUAAAAGCCCUUUUUCUCCACUCUUUCUCUUUCUUUUUGGCAGAAUACAAGAGCCGUUCAUAUCUAUGAUUAUAAACAAACCAAUAAUUAUGCUCCAUGUUUGAUUCUGUGCAAGUGUGACCAAAUCUAUGGAGUGUCAACAUCUGGUAAACACAGUAUAGUGCGUGUUUGUGUGUGCUGGAAGGCAAGAACAGCCAGAGAGCUAAGCUAAGUUGCAUAUAAGCUGUGUUUAUGUGAGUGGAUGGAAGUGUUGCGCCCAGUUUAGAUGUAGAAAAUGGGUUCGGAGCAGCAUAGAUUUCCUCCUCCCCAGCAACCGCAGCCGCUACAGCCGCCGCCGCCGCCGCCGCCUCGUACCUCCGGGCAUAAAAGAUGGGUUGGAUGUUGGGGUGGAUUGUCUUGUUUUGGCAGACAAAAAGGCGGAAAACGAAUUGUACCUGCUUCACGUAUGCCAGAGGCCAAUUCAUUGACAAAUCAGCCUAAUGGACCACAAGUGGGGGGUGUGAAUAAUCAGACUACAGGAAUUCCACCAUCACUUUUGGCUCCACCUUCUUCUCCUGCAUCCUUUUCUACUUCAGCACUCCCAUCAACAGCUCAGUCACCAAGCUGUUUCUUGUCUGCCAACUCCCCGGGAGGUCCGUCAUCAAAUAUGUAUGCUACAGGUCCAUAUGCCCAUGAGACACAACUAGUAUCUCCUCCUGUGUUCUCUACCUUCACAACUGAGCCAUCUACUGCUCCCUUCACACCUCCACCAGAAUUAGCACAUUUGACUACACCCUCUUCCCCGGAUGUGCCUUACGCUCGGUUCCUUUCUUCAUCUGUGGGUAUUAAAGGCACUGACAAGACAAACUUUGUUGUUGCUAGUGAUCUUCAUUCAGCCUACUCUUUAUAUCCAGAGAGCCCUGCUAGUAAUUUCAGAUCACCUUCUUCAAGGACCACUGGUUGCUUGCCAUCACCUCUUAAUGAAAGGGAGUAUGAUCCUUCUGUUGCUUCACAAGAGCUCAAGACUCCAGAGUCUGAUUCAGGUGGUCUCUAUGGAUUGGAAAGAGCUGGCACCUCCAAGGAUUCAAAUUUCUUCUGCCCAGCUACAUUUGCCCAAUUUUAUGAUCACUCGUUUCCUCUGUCUGGAGGCAGGUUGAGUGUCUCUAAGGAGUCUGAUGCACAUUCAAAUGCUGGAAAUGGGCAUCAGAACUGGCAGAACAAAAAUUGUAAGCAAGAUGCUGAGGAGAUUGAAGCUUACAGAGCAUCUUUUGGGUUUAGUGCUGAUGAAAUUGUUAGUACAGCUCAGUAUGUGGAGAUUACUGAUGUCUUAGAUGACUCAUUUAGUAUGACACCCUUUACCUCUGAUAAGUCUCAAGAACAGGAAAAUAUACAGAUUGUGUCAGCAGAUAAAAGGACAAAAGCAGAGAAAGCCAACAAAAACAUGUUGAGUCCACAAUAUUGUAAAUCAGGCUCAAACCAUGCUGCUGAUGUUCCAGACAGCAACAAGACAGAUAAUUGUUCAAAGAAGAAUCAUGGAAAUGCAUUUGGAGCAAGUCCUGGUGUGAGCGAUGAUGAAGAUAUUUUCUCUAAGAUGGGAAAUUCCAGACAUGGCAGGAAACAUCACUUUGGUUUGUCUAGCUCUGAUGCAGAGAUCGAGUACAGAAGAGGAAGAAGUUGGAGAGAAGGCAAAGGCAGUGGCGCAUGGCGGGGGUAAUCUGGGCAAGAAGCAUCAUUGUUGCUUUCGUUUUUGCAGGGUUGAGCCUCUUUGGUCUAACCUCCUCCUCUGCACUUGCUGAGUUCCUUGGUGUUUUGAUCAACUUAUGUGAGGAAUGUGUUUUUGUCUGUUUGUUUGAAGUUGUUUCCAAAGCAUAUGACAAGUGCAAUUGUAUAAUAUACUACUACUAUGUGUAUGUGGGAAUUAUUAAUUUAAUUAGGAGUGAAAUGGAGGUCUGAGCUUUGGUAAAGCCCAUUGUCUAUUUGCAUUUGCCAUUUGGUGAGGAGUCUCAUUGGCAAUUGGCAUGAAUGCCUUGCUAGUCUUAGUCUUGUGUAGUAGUUGUGUCUUCUUGUUUCUGCAACUCAAACUGCUUCCUUGCCUUGCCUUACUCUAAUGUAAUGUAGUUAUUGAUUUGUUU
Ipomoea nil (Japanese morning glory) is the source of this 2137-nucleotide messenger RNA. RefSeq lists its product as uncharacterized. NCBI's taxonomy places the organism in Eukaryota, Viridiplantae, Streptophyta, Magnoliopsida, Solanales, Convolvulaceae. The record is from RefSeq and is a predicted model, not a curated record. Bases 301 to 1719 code for a protein of 472 amino acids. The transcript has 3 exons.